Molecule: messenger RNA, 2369 nt
Organism: Cloeon dipterum
Lineage: Eukaryota; Metazoa; Arthropoda; Insecta; Ephemeroptera; Baetidae
Exons: 12
Coding region: 155-1603 (482 amino acids)
Molecular function (GO): metal ion binding
Source: RefSeq, a predicted model, not a curated record
AAGCAAGCAAACAGCUGACCACAGUCAGCAUUGCGAGUGCGUUGCGUUCUUUGAAUUUCUCAAUAUGAAUUUUCACAUUUUCAUAAGAAAUCUGCAAAUUCCGGUUCUUAGUUGUCGUCCAUGCCUUAAAUUCAUGAAUUAAAAUUUGCAAGUCAUGGCACAUGUUGGAGAUCUGAUUAAUUUAAGUGAUGACAAUGAUCACCUACUUGUGAGAGAUCUGGAGGAUGGUGCGGAUGCUGAUUUAUCAAUUGUAGCUGCAGCAUGCUCAACAGCAGAUAAUGAGGGAGAGACAGGAAGAAACUUUGUUGGAGAAGUAAGGCAUGUCGACUCAAUUGAAUGCAUUUACGUCGCCUCUGAAGCCCAAAUUGCUUUACUUGAACGCCUAAGCAUGACCUACAAAAGCAUAUGGGAACUUAAAUCUAAUGUAACCAUUGAAUCAGAAGAUGUGGUGACUUUUGAAAUUGACGACUCAUUUGUCCGAGCCAAAAUUCAAAACGUUUAUGAGGAGUAUUUUACAUCGGAUGCACUUUUGGAAGUUUACCUUAUUGACUAUGGGGAGAUUUACAUGACUGAACGCUCAAAGUGUGUGAAACUGACUCCUGCUUCACUAAAUGAACCUGAACCCUGUGUUCACAAAGUUAAGCUCAGGAUACCUUUCAUGCAUGAAUUGGGCCAAGUGACAAGAUGCAGGAUGGAAUCUAUGCUGAAGGAAACCUUGAAAGUAGGAGACAAAGUUAAAGUGCAGUACCUCAAAGAAAUUAACACAAGUGACUUGAGCGAUGGACAAGACCUGGUGAAAAUAACCAAGAUCCGUGGCAAUUUGGUCGUGAAUGAUAUUCUGCUGACUCUACUGAAACCUGCUCAGUUGAUGGAAGUUUUGCAGACUACCACGUGGUGUUCCAUUGCUGAUGCCAUGGAUGAAGACAAUUUGAACAAAGCAAUUAGUGGCUAUGACCCAAGAGAUGAGACCAGAGCUUGCAAACUUUACCAGAAUACGGGAUUUUGCGAUCGUAAGAAUUGCCGCAAGGAACAUGGAACACUGGAUCCAGAUGGAUGGACAAAUGACAAAGAAGAAGUGUUUUGUGGAACAUAUGACGUUCAAAAUCUCAUGAAAUUUAGCCCAGGAUCAUACCUUGUCAUCUCAGUUACUGCAGCUGUAAAAAGUAGCACUAAUUGUUUUUAUGGACGCAUUCUGAACGACAUGAAUGGAGCCCAGAACAACUGGCAUGAGCUCAUUCUGCAGCUUGCCAAUCAAUCUAAGCUACAAAUUAUUGAGCUUCUCCCUGCUCUCGGAGAGUUAGUUAUUGCAAAGAGUAAUGACAGAUUUUUCCGAGCAAGGGUAGUCAACAUCAUUGAUGAAGAAAUCCUAUCUAAGGCCACUGUUUUCUGUGUCGAUUAUGGUUUUGAGAGGGAAGUAAAUUUUGAUCAGAUUUGGAAGAUGUUGCCUGAACUUCUGCACUCGCCUUUCCAGGCUGUCCAGUUCUUCGUGAGGGAUUUGGGAUUCCAGAUUACAGAAGGAAAAACGAUCGACGCUGUAUGUGAAAGCAUCGAUUUAGAACACGCCGUCCAUAUUAAGGUGCUGAGAGUGUAUCAGAACGAAUGACAAAAGACGCCAUUUUCGCUAUCUCUGUCCCCUUGAUAUUGUUGACUCUUGAAAUCUCUAGCCGCGUGAAAAUCCUGAAAAUAUCUCUCAUCUCUACUGUCAUUUGAGUUCUUUUGAGACCUAUGUAGUAUUAAGGAUGUGAAAAAUGCUUUAUGUUAUAGUGUUUAUUUAGAGGCAAGCUUUUCAAAGAAUUCUGUGAAACCAAACAGCUUUUAUGUUGUGAAGCCUUUUUCAAUUAUAUCCAUGUGUGCCGGCCUGUUUGUGAGUCGCUAAAGCGUGUGUAUAAGUAAGGGAAAGAUAUUAUUUGCGGAAUACGUGCGGUCAUUGUGUAAGCAUCCAAUCAUGAUAAGUCAGUCGGUUACCCUUACCAUUGAGGGAGGUGGCCAUCUAAAUGGCUUAUGCGAUUACCCCAGCAGCUGGGGUUGACAAGCGUGUAAUGAGAAAUCUGCUUCGCGCCAAAGGGGUGUUGAAUAAUAAUUUAGAAACCUCUCAUAUCGUCUGAUAUUUUUGUAAGUAACGGUCGUGUUUAUGUAAGAUUCGCGCGUAAAUUGGCGUUGUUCUGGUGUAAAUGACUAGAUUUCCGUAUCAUCAUGUAAACGGUGAGGUGUGGCUUAUUAGUUCCAUAAUUAUUGUUAGUUAACGAGAAAAUUUGUUAAUUUAUCAAUUAACUGGAUUGUUUAAUGAAUUCUAUUUUGGCAAAUUUGAAACUUCUAUUAUGUAAUUUUUGGGGUUGAAUAAAUAAUUAAAUAUGCUUUCUCGUGGUAAU